AUGACAUCGCUUCUCGGCGGCAAUUUUUCCGAAGUUCUGCACACGGCGCUGACGAGUCAGCUGAACGUUCUCUCGCAGAAGACGUCUGAUUCAGAUGCGCCGACGACGUUCAGCUCGUCGUCUUCGAGCGAUUCGCCGCCCUACGACUCGAUGAUGUCCCUUUCGGGCGCCGGGCUCGGAGAGCAAACCAGCGGUCUCACUUUGGAUAUGUUCAAAGACGGAUUGGUUAGUAUGAAAAGAGCAAAACAUUCUGACGCGAACAAAUUCUAUUCUAGAAUUCAAAAACGUGCCUACAAAUAUUCGACUGAUUUCAGUUCGCCUCUCUAGUCCAUCCCCCGCCCACAGACGUCGCCCAUUCAGACACGGCGAGCUCCGAAUCGCCGGAGCCGGCCGCCCAUCCGCAUCUGGAGCACGAUGACGUGGCGAACGGAACCCCAGAAGAGGUGAGUUUCCAGAAUUCAUGCGAGUGCAAAAAUAUGUAAAAAAUGAAAAAUGCAAAUUUCUCUCACAAUGAGUCACUCGUUUUUGGUGGAAAAUUUUUUUUGGAAUUUAAUAAAAAAUUUCGACGUACAAAAUUUCCUCCACAUUUCCGUUAUGUUUUAUUUUUCUUUCAGCAUCAACAAUCGGCAGCCCUAUCGCUGAUCCAAUCGUUCGGAACUCCUCUCGUGAAGCUCGACGAUUCGGAGCCACCCCAACUCGAACAAAACUUUUUCUCCGAGGCCACAAUUAGAGAUCUGAUGCCAGUUUUGGCGGCGGCUCAAGGAUCCGGAGGGAUCCAGCAUCAGAGUAUCCACAGCGCCGCGGCCUCCGCCAACAACACCUCCUCGCCGUCUGCGUGGGCGAGAAACGCGGGCAGGAAGAAGUCGCAUCCGGUGUGGGACUUCUUCAAAGAUUUGAAAGAUACAAGUGAGUUUCGGAUGAUGGAGGAGAAAUUAGAAAAUGAAAAAAGUUUACAGCUGGCAGCGGAGGAGUGAUCUGUCUGCACUGUAGCUGGAGCGGAGACGAUCGGAGUCCGAACAACUUGCGAACGCAUUUGAAGAAGUUCCAUUCGGACGAUGGCAUAUUCAAUCGAUUUAGUGAAAAGUUGGCAAAGGUUAGUCUCUUCAAAAUGAGCCUUUGUUACUGUAACUGAGCAGUCCGUGACCUGGUACACCGAGCGGUACCUGGCUGUGUCCGAGUACACCCCUCAUCAUAUUUUGCGAGGCCCCUCAUAAUACAAGUGCGCGAUUCCUGCAAAACGACCUCGAAACUCCCCGUCCGUUCCCCGCCGGCACUCUACUCGCCCCCUCAUUUCCGUACCGGAAUGACUUGCAAUCGGUCCAAUCCCCCGCUCCUCUCCCUCACUCUCUAUCCCUCUUUUCACGGUGAAGACCCAAAAAUGGAAAUUGGAAUCGAACCGACGGACAGUCAGGCGGACGGGUAGUUUUGGCGAGAGCGACCGGCCUACGACCCGUCCAUCAUCACAACAGGAUCCCCGUCUCCUCCCGCUCUUUAUUAGCACAGGAGGCUUCGUCGUUCCCUCGCCGUCAAGAGAGAACGGUUCGCGGCGAAAAGGGAGAAGGCACGCGAGAGAAGCGCGGAAAGCCUCCUCGGGGGUGGUCAUUUUGUCCCCACCCGCGCGGGAUUCUCCCCGGUAUUUGUGCUUUGCUUUGUGACCGACCUCCUCCUCGCCCUCCCGCCCGAAACGACCUACCCGGGAGGGGAAAAGAAGAUCGGACCGAACUGAGAGAAAGCAAAGAUGAAGAAAGAAGAGAGGGGCGCCCGCGCGUUUUCGUCGUCUUCGUCAAAACGGGGCGGGUCCUCGGCCCCCCGGCCACCGCCGCCGCGGGGGUUUUUUGCCGGCCAAGCCAUUGUCUGCGCCUCUCCCCGCCGCUCACUCUUCUGCCUUUUCUGGCUGCCCCCUGCCGGUACCCCCGUCAAAGAGACACGGGGCCAGUCCCUCCACCACACACACUCCUUCUUCUUCUUCUUCUUCUUCCAUUCCGAAAGGGAAGAGAUCGUCGUGUGAGUGUGUGUAUGUGGACGACGGGGCGCGGCGGCCCCUUUUCCCUCCCCCCCCCUUAUUCUUCUUCUUCUCAUUUUCCACACCGCCAUCUUCUUCCCCACACUCCCCUCCCAUCCACACAUAUCCCUCUAGUCCCUUCUCCUCCAAAUCCAGCUGAAAGAUUCCUCAUGUCAAGACUUUGCCCCGUUUUUCCACGCCGAUUUUUGUAUCCUUCUUGUAAGCAGCUCUAGAUCGAAACUUUUCUUUGCUUGAAAAAGUAACUGUAUAAUCCAGAAAGGCCAACUAGGAUCAAUGAGUUCCCAGAUCUUGUUCUAAAACCGUACAGGCUUCUAUUCCUACCGUAUUCCUCGAUUUCCUACUUGUGACAUUCCCGACUCCAAAAUGUGUAGACUUUUAAUAGUUCAACCUACCCGAGCCGAACAGCUUCUUGUACUAAACAUUUGACAACCAGCUGGUAAACCGAUAGGACCAUUUCCAUCCCCCCGCAUUCCAACUUUCAUCCUCCCCGUAUAAAAGAGUAUUUGUGUGUGUGUGGGUGUGGUGUGUGCCUUCUUUUCCCCGCGCGCUCCUCCUCACACACUUCCCCCUCCCCGUUUCCCCCGUUUUGCGCCGAUGAAAACGGGCCCCGCCGUGCCCCGUUUUCGGCGCUCUUCUCUGGCCCUUCCGCCGCCGGCACAGUCUCUUCGACGCCCCGACUUUUGUUAUCGAUUCGCCCCGUCGUCUCGGGGCUUUUUGCGGAGGAGACACGCACACACCGGCCGGGCACUCUCUGUCGCCGACGGGGCGGACGACCAACCACCCGACUGCCUAUACAUACCUUUUGCCUCCUCCUCCGUUUCCUGACGCCCCACUUCCUUUUCUGGUCUCUGUUCCCUUCGACUCUUUCGAUUCUUCCUCCUUUCCGGCCUUUCCAACUGACCCUUUCUCUCUGUAGACUACCGUAUGACUCGUCGCAAGCAAGACUGCACCCUGGCCAUGGAACCGCUCCGAACUCCUCAAAAAACUCAAGACGAUUCGGCGUUCUUCGACUCGGCCAACUCUGUCGCCGGAGAAGAACUCGACGUCUCGCAAGUCAUGGCCCUUCUAGAGCAGACGAACGACGGAAUGCUCAAGGGCGGCAAGAACGCAUCCAUCGAGAAAGAGCUCUCGCCUCUGACGGCCGCGCGCGCCAACGAGAUCCUCUUCGCCGCCGGAAUUCGUCCGCACAAAAAGACAUCGGAGAUUUGGGAGCACUACAAAUGCCUGAACGAAAAACAGAAUGUGGAAUGUAUUUAUUGCUGGAAGGUGCUGAAACGGAAUGAUAGCAGCACAAAGAGCAUGUGGGGACACAUGAAUGCCUAUCAUCAGGAUGUGCUCAGAGACGGAACGACUAGAAAGAAGAUUAAGAGACCGGCGGGAAGCACUAAUGUUGGACUUGAUUUAGAUGAGGUACAUCCAGGGACACAGUUACAGUAACCUAGAAAUUCGUGCAAUUUUGUAGUUCCAUUCUCCAAUCUAAUCAUUUUCAGACUCCCACUCAACCCUAUGUGAAACGCGUGCGUGGCGGUGGCUCCUCGACCUCCAACGGCCUUCCGUCGAUGGUGAAAAUGGAGCAGAAGCCGGUGAUCGACAUGGCAUUCCUUCAACAACUCCAAGCCUCGUCCGGAGCCCUCAAUGAUGUAAUGAGCCGCCAACCCACUCUCCUCAUCCCAAUUUGCUUCUUUCCAGACUGAAUUCUCAUUUGGCGGUCCGUCGCUCAACUUCCUCGACUCGUUGCCCAAAUCGUCGGAAGUGAUCAACAUAAACAGCGGAUUCGUAAAGAUGGAAGAGGCCGAAGAGGAUGCGGAGAAUCAUGUGGAGGUAGGUACAAAGCUUAUCAGUUCGGGGGUGAUAGAGGGGAACCACGUCAAUGAAAUUGACACUUUAGUAAGGGGGUGAUAAGGACCGCGAAGCCCUCGGGGCUCCAUUUUGUGCACACUUGACAGAAAGCUAGAGAAUGAUAAGAGAGGGAGAGUGACAGACGGCCGGAGAAAAGAGCGAAAGGGCAGUGACUCACGUUGUGUUGGGCCAAACGAUCGGGACUGUAACAUGAUAUAGUUUGAAUAAACAGGGAACGAAAAGGUUUGAGUAACUCUGGGGUCACCGCUCAGUGCAACUGAGCCGCUUGUUGGCGUUUACCCCGUGUGACACCGCGUUUCCAUAACAACCGCUUGCAGGCAGCCUCCUCCUCCAGCUCAGAUGAGCCCGUACGCAACGUCGACAGCCCAGAAGCCCGCCGUUCCCCGCGUGCACACUCUUCGCAGCAGGAACAGAACGAUCAGUUGGUCGCCUUCGUAAACAGUCUCUCCACCACCAACCCGAUGAUGUUUGCAAUGCUCAACGCCGCCGGAGGAGCUCCUUCCGCGUCUUCCCACCACCAGCCGCUGCCUCCAGCCACACUUCCGCCAGCUCCCCCUCGCGGAGCAACACCCACAGAUCCGGCCAAUGGAUCUAUGUCGCCGUCGAAACUGGAGAAGGAUCCGAGCUCGUUCUCUCUAAGCGAAGGACACUGCGCCGCGCAACUGAUGUCAAUGGCUCUGGACCUUGAGAUGACAAUGUCGUAUCACCGAAGACGCAUCGAUAUAGAGCUGUGUUUCGAGAGCAAUCGGACCGCGGAAAAGUCGGGAGGGCGUGGAAAAGUGAUCUGCUUGACGGAUUUGGGAAAAGAAAUCAAGUGAGUGAUACUGAAUCUCAACGGCAAUCCAUUCAUUUGGGGGCUACACAGAAUCAGAACUGUCCCGAAUCAGAAUCAAUUAGCACUGAAAAUAGUUCUGAUUCGGGACAGUUCUGAUUCGAACAGUUCUGGUUCGGCGCACCCUCAUUCAUUUGUCCCAUUUUCAGAAUCACCGAACGAGUGAACGGAGCGAUCUGCGACACGGAGCUGUGGACAAAGACCGACUUCAACCAGUUCCACUGGGCAAUCCGUGGAAAGUGCCAGAAGUGCUUCAACAAGCAAUAA
This is a messenger RNA of Caenorhabditis sp. 36 PRJEB53466, 4982 nucleotides long. NCBI's taxonomy places the organism in Eukaryota, Metazoa, Nematoda, Chromadorea, Rhabditida, Rhabditidae. The record is from the annotation of a GenBank genome assembly.